UCAUGUGUGUAUAUCUUAUACUGUGUUUGCUGUGUUUGUCUGUGUCUGUCUUGCACUGUUUGGUGAAGCCACAGCCCUCAUUUCAUUUUUAACAUGUGCCUGCACAUUGUUUUUAAUGACAAUAAACUGAAUUGAAUUGAACUGAAUUGAAAGAAAAAAGAGAUAAAUGUUGGAUCGCUCUCUCUCUCUCUCUUCCAAUAUCAAUAUGUAUGAUUAACUUUCCCCUCUUUCUCCACAGCACCCGUGUGUGAUGAACCUGGAGCACGGUGAGAGAGGGGAGCGUCCUUCGCCGAGGGCCCUGGAAAUGGAGCCUCGAUGUGGGGGGAAGAUGGGGAAGGUGUCCCUGGGCUUUCAAAGGAGCUCCACCUCAGACGAUGACUCCGGCUGUGCCCUGGAGGAGUACGCCUGGGUGCCACCCGGACUCAGGCCUGACCAGGUGCAGAUGUAUUUCUCCUGCCUGCCCGAGGACAAGGUGCCGUACGUCAACAGCCCCGGAGAGAAGCACAGGAUCCGACAGCUGCUGUACCAGCUGCCCCCGCACGACAAUGAGGUGCGGUACUGUCAGUCUCUGAGUGAGGAGGAAAAGAGGGAGCUCCACAUGUUCAGCGCCCAGAGGAAGAGGGAGGCACUCGGGAGAGGAACGCCCAAGAUCUUGCCCCGGGCCCUGCAACACACCCGCUGUGAAAAUUGUGGCGGUGGCAUCAACGGUGGAGAGAUGGCUAUCUUUGCAUCCAGGGCGGGGCCAAGCCCCUGCUGGCAUCCGGCGUGCUUUGCAUGUGCCACAUGUCAUGAGUUGCUGGUGGAUCUCAUCUACUUCUACCACAAUGGCAAGAUCCACUGUGGAAGACACCAUGCUGAACUUCUCAAACCACGAUGCUCUUCUUGUGAUGAGAUUAUUCUAGCUGAUGAGUGCACUGAGGCAGAGGGACGUCACUGGCACAUGAAGCACUUUGCCUGUUUUGAGUGUGGGACGAUGCUGGGGGGGCAGCGCUACAUCAUGAAAGAUGGCCGACCCUACUGCUGUGGCUGCUUCGAGUCACUCUAUGCAGAGUACUGUGAGGCUUGCGGCGAAAACAUCGGUGUGGACCAUGCUCAGAUGACCUAUGAAGGUGUCCAUUGGCAUGCUACAGACCAGUGCUUCUGUUGUGCCCAGUGUAAGACCUCCUUGCUGGGCUGCCCUUUCCUACCCAAGCAAGGCCGCAUCUAUUGUUCCAAAGCUUGCAGCCAAGGGGAAGACAUCCAUGCUUCUGAUUCAUCUGACUCUGCCUUCCAGUCUGCUCGCUCCCGUGAAUCACGGCGCAGUGUCCGCAUGGGGAAGAGCAGCAAACCUGGUGACCAGUGGAGGCAGUCCCAGUUGUUUAACCCAGCUCCUGCCAUUCCCACAUCAGAGUACAAGUAUGGGGAUGGAGAGGGUGAUGGAGAUGUGGAUGGAGACAUUGAUAUUGUAGGGCGUAAGCUGGCCCAUCUGGGCCUAGAGGAGGAGAGAUUCUGGAGGGAGAGAGAGGAACACGAGGUGGGGGGAGAGGAGGAUCCGGAGGAAUGGGCUCAACAUGAGGACUACAUGACCCAGCUUCUGCUCAAGUUUGGUGAUCGUGGAAUGUUUCAUCAAAUGCAGCAACCAUCUCAAGAAUCCUCCAGCACCAGCAGUGACAGAAACAGGCUAAUAGUUGUCACUGAUCCAUGGAUGAAAUCUGACACUACAGCCAUGGGGGUUACUGCCUCAUCUCCCAGCCCUGCUAGCCCCACCCAGAAUCAGAUAUACAACCAGUGCCAGAGCAACAGCCUCAGCCCUGGACUAAUCAGCAAGAAGCAUCUCCCGGAGAUGUACUGGGCUCAGUCGCAAGACGGGUUGGGAGACUCUGCCUACGGGAGCCACCCAGGCCCGGCCAGUGCCAGGAAGAUCCAUGAGUUAGAGCUCGAUCAAGACCAGGACCAAUGCCAACCAGGAAGACAAACCUUCUGGCGGGACCCUAGGCAGUGGUAUGAAGACUCACUGGAGUGCAUCACUGAUGAGCUGAGGAAGGCUGAACAGGGUGUAGGAGACUCCAUGGAUUCACUGGCCUUAUCCAACAUUACUGGUGCAUCAGUGGAUGGAGAUGGUAAGGACAGACCUGUGCUCUACUCUCUCAAUGGCCUGCAGGACCCUGCAGAGCCCCCUGAGGAAUGCGAGAAAAUGAGCAACAUGGGGACCCUCAACUCUUCCCAGCUCCACCACAGCACCAAUUCCCUCAUCCUCCACUCUGAGCAGGACCACCACCAGAGGGCAGGUGUAGAAGAGGAGGAGGAAGAAGACAUAGAGACCGAGGUAGUAAUGACAAUGAGGGGAAGAACAGCAGGAGGACGUCACUCACUGUCCUCUCAACAGGAGGGCCUCCCACCCUCUCUCCUUCAUGCUCCAGCUCUGAGGAGGAGCAAAUCUCAAUCCAGGCCUCCUCAGAUGGUCAAGUUCUCAGAGGACACUGUUGACAAUGGAUACUAUGGUGGCAUCGACGUUAACGCAAGACAGCACCCCAUGAGUGAGCGGCCACAGAGGAGGGUUUAUCGUCCGGAUGAAGCAGGCCGUGAACGAUGCCGCCCUGCAAGCCAUCAUGGGCGCAGCAGGCAGCAUCAUCACCACAGCCAUGGCAGGCACCACAGGAGCCGCAAAGCUCGCUCAGACAAUGCCCUCAACAUUAUUCCCUUGGAGCAAGCACAGAGCCCCUACGAGGCCCAGCAGCAGAUACAGGGAGGUGCCAUGUUUGUCCAGCCUUCCUUACACAGACUGCCCCCCUACCCUCAAACCCAGUCUGACUAUACACUCAAGAGCUCAGCACAAGAGGAUCCGAGGGUCGAGCGCUUCAUGAGCCAUUACAGAGAUGAGGAAGACUGGUGCUCUACCUGCUCCUCCUCUUCUUCGGACUCAGAAGAGGAAGGCUAUUUCCUUGGCCAGCCAAUACCCCAGCCUCGAGGUGCUUGCCGCUACCAGUACUACGCUGAGGACUACCCUACCAGGGUCACAGCCCUGUCUUCCCAGAGCCAUGGCUUGCGGACUGGCCGUCGUAAAAGUCACAGGGCAAAAAACUGCAUCAUCUCUUAACAGCUCAGACUGUUCAUUUGGGAUUGUAUUAACACAAUAGGCUGCACUACGUUAAGUGAAAAGAUCUGACUUUCUAAAUCACACACAUUAGGGUUUUGGUGCAGAUCAGAUUUGUGUAUCCAGUCACAUGGGGACAACUCUCAUAUGUACAGAAUGCCAGCUUGUGCCUCAUACAUAAUGAGUGUAUUUGAAAUUUAUUCUCAACUUGAGGGCAAGAUCAGUUUCAUUUGGUAGACAAGGCAGCCAAAUGCAUUAGACGAAUUUUGCCUCACACGUAAACUGAUAUUGUUCAGUUGUGAGUUACACAAGUUUAAGUGACCUGUUUUUAACAUAUUUAACAUUUAACAUAAGAUUAAGGGCCUCAUUAAGCGAUCAAUCUGAUCUGGAAGAGUGUGAAAGGAUAUCAAUAGAUUUUUUUGAUAAAGCUUCCAUGGAACAUCUGCAAGAUUUAAGACGGCUCAUUUGACAGGAUAAUACAUUUCAUUGUAAGUAGCCUAAAGUAUUUCAUGUGCAGAACACUGCAUGGCCAAACAGAAGAAAAAAAAAGUGUCACAUUCUACUGACUCGUAUCAUCUUUAGCAAGUUAUGCUCAUUACAUAUGUCAGAUCUAACAAUGCAGACAUAAAUCUUAUGACAAACUGUCAUUCGAUAUUCCUAAAUGAAGACACAGACAUUGGAUUCUUACGUCCUAGGCUGUCUAGAAAGCAAUAAAAAUAGAUCUGUGCACCAUAAUAUUAAGAAAAUCACUUUUUUUGUGUGUGUAAAUUAUGGCUUAGAUUCUUGGACCUCAUAGCACUAAUAUGAUGCAUGGACUUGUGGAUUCGGAAGUCCUUUAAUAUAACUCCCUGACCAAUAAAGUACUUUAGUCAUUGGUUGGAAAUGGAACCUGUUUGGACAUUUGACAGCAACAUUUUGUAUGGCGAAGACAGUUACUUGUUUUUUUUUUCUUUUCUGCUUUCAACAUUUGCCAAUAAAAUACAUGUUUGGUUUCCACGUUUUAUGGUCAACUGAAAGCAUUGGAGCAACAACAUUGUGUACGUCAAAAUGGCAGUACUAUUGUUAACACAGUGAGGUUGAGUUUAAGUAGCAUCUAGAAACUAACCAAAUAAUUAUUUAAUAGUAUGAAACAAGUGUAUAUAUUAAGUUAAGAUUUUAAUACCAGUAUUUUUAUAUCCCUUGUUUAAAGGAAUGUUUCUUUUGAAGUGUGAUAGAAGAAAAUGGCAAGCUGACAAUGUUUUAUGUGAAAUAAAAAAUAAAAAGGUGCCACUUCACAAACAAUAUUCGUCAGCCGAAUGCCUAAAAUGCAUAUUCUUUGUGUCAUGUGACCUGGCUCAUGUGGUUCCUAACAUGUAUUGUCCAUAUUCAGUUGGUGUACAAAAACUGCCAUGCUCGAUACAUUCCCAUUUACCAUAUUCAGCCCAGCUAAGUACUACCCCACUGUCAUAUCCAGUAAAAUGCUUUGUGAUGUAGUGAUGCUUU
This is a messenger RNA of Lampris incognitus (smalleye Pacific opah), 4555 nucleotides long. It is a transcript of the gene prickle1b, whose product is annotated as prickle homolog 1b. Bases 251 to 3076 code for a protein of 941 amino acids. The record is from RefSeq and is a predicted model, not a curated record. The transcript has 7 exons. Lineage: Eukaryota; Metazoa; Chordata; Actinopteri; Lampriformes; Lampridae. Gene Ontology annotation, molecular function: zinc ion binding.